AGUAAAUCAAACACUCCAACCGAUCAUCCAGUUAAUGGAUUGAUUAUUGGUUCUUUGGAACAACGUCAUUCAUUAUCUAAGAUCUAUCCCAUUCAUUUAUCUAAUAAAUUCACCGAAUUAAAAGGUUUAAGAGAAGAUUUUAAAUAUAUUUAUGUUAUUAAUUGGUUAUAUCAAUGUCGUGGUUAUAUUAAAUUAUCUAGCGAAUAUUUUGAUAAUGACUUAUUCGAAAUUGAAUUAUUGAAUAUGGUUAAUCCUGCUCCAAUUGAUGAUAUGAUUUUAUUCAUAAAUAAAUUAAAAUUAUCAUUAAUUUCAAAGAUUCAAGGUAAAAAAAUUCAAUCACUAAAUAUGUUUGAACCAAUUUUUAGAAUGUAUUUUGGGUCAAAUACUCCCUUGGGUGGCAGUAAUGAAGAUGAUGAAAAUGAAACGAAUUUUGAAAUUGAUGUUAAUUUACCUAAAUUUGAUAAUUUAAAUAUAAAGGAUAAAAUUGAAAUUUUUUACCUAUGUAUUAAAGAAAUUGUUCAAUAUCAAGAUUUUAGAGAUUUUAUUGAUAAAAAUAAAUUAAGUCAUGAUUUAAUUAGAUUAAAUUCAAUCUAUCUGGAAAUUAUUAAACCAAGUCAAUCAGAAGAUUUUACAUUAUGUUUUAAUGAUACUUGUUUAUAUAAAAGAAUUAUAACUUAUCCAAAUUUAUCAAUUCCAAAGAAAAGAAAAUUAUCUCCAUCAAAUCCAGAAAUUUUUUUCAAAUUUGAACAAUUUGAUAUUAUCGAAGUAAAAUUUGAAUUAGUUUAUUCAAAUAUUUAUGAAUUUAGUGAUUUUUUGAAAUCAAUUAAAAUGAAAAAAUCAUCAAAAUUUAAAAGUAUCUAUAAUAAAUUAUCAAACAAAAACCUCAUUGAAAAUUACUUCAAUAUAGAGUUGAAAAAAAGAAAAAUUAUUACCAAUCGUCGUAAAGAUUUUGAAAUGUCAAGAUUAAUUGCAACUAGGAAAAAAUCUUCAAGGUUGCAAGCAAAGGAACAAGAAAGAAUAAAAGAAGAACAAGAAAGAAAAUUACAAGAAGAAGAAGACUUGAAAUUUGCUGCUCAAAGAAGAUUCGAAAGAAGACAAAGUAAAAGGUUAAAUGAUGAUAAAGCACCUGAUUACACUGCUGGUUUAUCAAGAGAAGAAAGAUUGAAUUUGAGA
Messenger RNA from Hyphopichia burtonii NRRL Y-1933, 1173 nucleotides. RefSeq lists its product as uncharacterized. The annotation marks the transcript as partial. The record is from RefSeq and is a predicted model, not a curated record. The transcript has a single exon. NCBI's taxonomy places the organism in Eukaryota, Fungi, Ascomycota, Pichiomycetes, Serinales, Debaryomycetaceae.